Messenger RNA from Nannizzia gypsea CBS 118893, 1959 nucleotides. RefSeq lists its product as hypothetical. The record is from RefSeq and is a predicted model, not a curated record. Gene Ontology annotation, biological process: tRNA methylation. The coding region runs from base 1 to 1959 and encodes 652 amino acids. Gene Ontology annotation, molecular function: tRNA (uridine) methyltransferase activity. The transcript is spliced from 2 exons. Lineage: Eukaryota; Fungi; Ascomycota; Eurotiomycetes; Onygenales; Arthrodermataceae.
AUGCCGGCUCCUAGAAAGAAGAAAACGGGUGAGUUUCAUGCGAACGGACAUUCGCCAGCAGACUUUGCCCUGUCGCUGCAGUCUUCCUGCCUGGCUGCCGAAGGGGACGACUGCUGGCUGACGGCGCCCUCGCUCAGCCAGUCGCAGCUCGGCUUCGGCCCGGCCGUCUUUCUCUCGGUCUCGACGCAUCUGCUGGCCAAUCCGAACCUGAUAUCCCCUAGCCUCUUCAGGGCUGACAUCCUCCACGACAGCUCCGGCCUGUUGUUGGCUACUGACCAGGGGCGUGAGUCCACGGAAGCACCGGAGAAGGAUGGCAGGACAGUAGUACCGUCUCACUUUCCUGGAUUUGAGCUGGAUCGAGUGGUUGUCAGGAGGCUGAUACCCAGAAAUCCAAACCUGGACCCUACCCACGACCAGACAUGCCAUCUAUAUCAAAAUACAAAGACUAAUAGCAAAGAAGGAGAAAAUGGAGGAGAAGAAAAUAAAACAUCUCAUCUGGCUGUAUACUACCCUCAUGCAGCAGAAGAGAAAGAUAUACCAUUCUACCACCCAGUCGUCUGUGGAUUUGCCCUCUUAUACACCCACUCCAACAAGUCAGCCGAUGGAGGAACACUCUCCUUACACUUCCUCCCUUUCUCACAGGGCAUACCAACUACUAUAUCCAACCGACUUCACCGUACCCUGCUUAACCUCCUAGCCAUACAUAUCCGUCUUGCCUCUGGUCCAUCUGCAACCUCACACCCAAGUGGCACCCAACCAAGGCCGUUCAAGGAUAAUCUCAUCCCCCAGCACACCGUACAGAACACAUACACUAGACUAAAGACAAAGUACGCUCACAGCCUAGUCAAAAACUGGGUAGAAGUCACUGAGCCGUCGAAACAUGUCUUUGAAGACCUAUCCAUCGCUGCAUUCUUAAUUGAGCUAUGGAAUAUCAUGUAUCACCAACAACCCCUUUCCCCUUCUACCGAAGAAGUACAGAUAGUAGACACGCAGGUUGACGUGAUGAAGAGAGAUGCUCCCAAGAUGAGAGCCAACUUUCCUGGAUUUGUCGACAUUGCUUGCGGUAACGGAGUGCUAGUGUACAUUCUUCUAUCUGAAGGAUACCGCGGAUGGGGCUUCGAUGCUCGCUCACGCAAGACGUGGUCUAUCUUCCCUCCCUGGGUCCAGGAGCAGCUGAAGGAGAGCAUAUGUGUGCCGCAGCCAUACAAAGACGCGCUAGGCUACUCGGAAGAUUCAACUGUGUCCGGCCUGUUCGAGAGUGGUACGUUUAUCAUAUCUAACCAUGCAGACGAACUUACCCUUUGGACUCCCUUGCUUGGAGUUUUGUCAAAUCCUUCGCAACCCCUGCCUUUCCUCGCCAUACCAUGCUGUUCCCAUGGCCUGUCCGGUGCAAGGUACCGCUAUCCACCCCCCAAACACUCAAAAACACCGAAUGCAGGAGACGAGGAAGAAGAAGCGGAGAAUGGCCGUAUAGACCAUGACGAAGGAAGUCAGCACGGGCAGAAUCCUCAGCCACAGAGUGGUGAUUUGAAGGCUCUACGGGCCAAAAGGCUUGAAGCGCAGCAGAAUCCAGGCUCAGCCUCGUCUACCUAUGGCUCUCUGACGGCAAAGCUUGUCUGCAUCGCUGAGGAGGUAGGCUAUGAGGUCGAUAGGACGUUGAUGCGUAUACCUAGCACGCGGAAUAUAGGCGUGAUAGGAGGCUUGAAGGCAUGGCAGGCCACAACUCUCCGCCCUGAAACGGAGGACAUCGCAACCCACAUCGACCAGCUGAUGGAAGGGAUGAAGACUAAUGCUGGUAAACGUAGGGAGGAAGUCUCCAGGGUUGUAGAGCGGGAGACAAGUAGAGACGGCGGACUCGCCGUGUCCGCUCAGGCGUGGGUUGACCGGUCGAUGAGCUUGCUCAAGAGCCAGGGAAGAGGGAAGCUCCAUGGCUCCAGAAGUGAACACCAUGAUGAUUGA